GAAAGCAACUGACUUUUGUAUACAGGUAAACAUUACACGCCAAAGUCAGACUUACUAGUAAAGAGUUUCAGACACGAUCCAAGACUGUGAGCAGGGAAAAAGAGACAGGGACAUGGAUUAACGGCAUCAGAAAAAAGACUGACAGAAAGUACAGGCUUGCGAACUGAAACUUGAGAUACAAGGGUCCAGGGCUGCAAAAAUUACAGAAGAGAACCCCCGGCUAAGUGCUCAGUUUCAAAGUCUUUUUAUGUUCAGUCUCCCAAGUUUUUAUCUUAGGGUACAAUGAAAAUGACACGCACCUUGGCACAGUUGCUCAGAGAAUACCUGGCUAAGCGCCGGAUUCACAGAAAUCGUUUGGUGACCAAGGAUGGCCACUGCAACAUCGCAUAUGGAAGUGUGAGACAAAGCCAUCUUUUCGUCUAUGUUCUAGACAUCUGGACCACCUUAAUGGACAUGCGCUGGCGUUACAUCGUCUUUCACUUUGGAGCCUCCUUUGUGUUUGGCUGGUUCAUCUUUGGACUAUUCUGGUAUUGGGCUGCUUUUGCUAAUGGUGACCUAUACUGGCAAAACCCAUCUGCUGACCAUAACCCUUGUGUAGUGAAUGUUUUUGAUAUGACUGGUGCCUUCCUCCAGGCUAUAGAGACUCAGAUGUCCAUUGGUUAUGGUUAUCGAGUCAUCACCCCAUUUUGUCCUAGUGCCAUCACCAUUUUCACAGUUCAGGCUGUCUUUGGGACGGUGAUUAUCUGCUUUUGGUGUGGGGUGAUUAUGACUAAAGUUGCCCGGCCAAAGAAAAGAGCCAAAACCAUCAAUUUUAGCAAGAUGGCUGUCAUCUGCUCUAAUAAGGGCAACAUCUGUUUGCAGAUACGAGUGGCCAACAUGCGCAAAUCCUUGAUGAUUGGGAGUCAGAUCUAUGGCAAACUUCUUAAGACAACCAUCACACCUGAAGGUGAGACCAUUAUAAUGGAUCAGACCAGGAUAGAUUUCAUUGUAGACGCUGGAAAGGACAACCUUUUCUUUGUCUGCCCUUUGACCCUGUACCACAUCAUUGAUGAAUCAAGCCCAUUUUUUCAAAUGACAGUAGACACCCUUCACCAGCAGGAGUUUGAGCUAGUGGUGUUUCUCGAUGGCACUGCCGAGUCCACAAGCUCCUCCUGCCAGGUCAGAACUUCCUACCUUCCUAAAGAGAUCAUGUGGGGCUAUCAGUUCCUCCCUAUCAUCUCACGCAACAAAGAUGGAAAGUAUCAUAUAGAUUUCUCCAACUUUGCCAGAGUGGCUCCUGUAGAUACAGCACCUUGUGCCAGUCACUUUGCCAGAUCCCCAGACUGCUUUAAUCAUUCCAAUACUCCCACUGAGAGUGACAGAUUUCAAGAGAUGGAAGUUAAAGAUCAGUCCUGUGCUACCAAUAUGUAAUGCUCAUAUAUCCUGUUUAAACAUUUGCACUUGCCAUAGGGGCUUUCCUUCUUAUGUUGAUCACAGAAAUAUUAAGCAUUUAUGUCCUAUUGCAUUGCAAGAGAUGUAGCUGGAUGGUUUUUGACACUCCCAAAAGAUUAUUUAUGGGCGUAAAUAUUCACUCAUAAGACAUAGCCAAUUUAGCUAUCUUUAUGAAGAAUAAUAAUGUUUUCCAUGCAGCAGGUACCUUUGCCACUUCACAGAUCCAGGUCCCAGGGUGCUAGGUGGACUGACUGCUUUAAAUUACCUCUACAUCUGAAUGAGUGUGUGAAUGUGUGUGCAUGGUGCCCUGCAAUAAACUGCUGUCCCAUCCAGGAUGUAUUCUCGCCUCACAUCCAGUGUUCCCAGUUCCAAUGUGACUCUGACCAGGAUAAAAUGAAUGAAUGAAUGAAUGAAUUUUCUUUGAUAUCACUGAAUUGUGUCUGUUUUACUGAUAGCUACCAGAUGAUAUUCUGAUAAUGAGAAUUAACCACAAGGAUAAUGCAUCGUACUUCCCAUGAAUGUACACUAUAUGGCCAAAAUUUGUGGACACCUCACCAUCACACCCAUAUGUGGGUCUUCCCUAAACUUUUGCCACAAAGUUGGAAGUGCACGAUUGUAUCGAAUGUCACUGUAUGCUGUAGCAUUAAGAUUUCCUUUCACUGGAAUAAGAGGCUGUUCCAGCAUGACAAUGCCCCUAUGAACAAAGCGAGCUCUAUGAAGACAUGGUUUGCCAAGGUUGGAAUGGAAGGACUCGAGUGUCUUGUACAGAGCCCUGACUUCAACCCCACUGAACACCUUUGGGAUGAACUGGAACACUGACUGCACUCCAGGCCUCUUCACCCAACAUCAGUACCUGACCUCACUAAUGCUCUUGUGGCUGAAUGGACAAAUCCCCACAGCCACGCUCCAAAAUCAUUCCCAGAAGAAUGGAGGUUAUUAUAACAGCAAAGGGGACUAAAUCUGGAAUGGGAUGUUCAACAAGCACAAGUCAGGUGUCCACAUGCAGUGUACUUUGGUGUGAAGCCACAUAGAACUCACUUUACACGUCACACAGAUGCACACAUUCCUGUCCCUUGGAAAAUGGAGAAUUUGUGAAAGAUUAAAAGUGAAGAACAAUAGUUAAAUAGUUAAAUACCAUUCUUUCUGUAAACACUCACAUUGCUUCAAUAUUAUGGAUAUCCACAGUGUAAAGCUUAAAGUCCAGCACUGACUGGAAAUUAUAUAAUCUAUAAAACAUAUUUAUUCACUUGGCUGCACUUAUGAAACUUUCGGUGUGUUGUUUUCUCAGAUUAUCAUCAUGUUGUUUGUAUAAUAUUUUAUCAUUAGCAAUUGUUAAAUAUAUUGUUAAAUGUAUUUUAAUAUAACUGUUAAAUAUUGUUAAAUGAGCUACUAAAAUAAUUAACUAGAUGACUAUUCUUGACACUGCAUGAGUUCUAUAAGGCAUUUUAAAUAGUAAAAAAGAGUAUGUACUUAUGUAAAGCUUUCAAUUAAAUAUAUUUAGAAAAAAAUCUUUUAAUUUAAUUUUGUUUUAUUUUGAGAGCUGUAAUAAAUUAAGUAUGUAUGACUUCAGUAAACUAGUUUUCUACACUGUGUGUAGUUUAUUUGUAAUCCUGAGUGAAUAGUGGAUACCUUGAGUAAAUACUAGAUAUUAGGGUUAUUUUUAUUUUCUGCUCAGCCAGAAGAGGGCAGAAAAGGCAAAGCAAUGGCAGUCUGGGAGAAAUUGUGACUCAUGACAUCCAUACACAUUGUGCAAAAUAUCAGUAAAUGAGUAAAUGCAUGACCUGUUCACAUUAAAAAAAAAAAAAAAGUGAGGAUGUUAUUGCUUGUAGUUGAAUGUUGGUCAUCAUAAUGAGCAGCACAUUAGGACUCAUUUAAUGUUUUAAAUGCAGUAUAUGUGUAAGAUAUGAUAUAAAAGGGUAAUAUAUGAUAUUAUAUAAUCACUUUGGAAGCCUGAUAUUAAGAUCAUGGCUGCAAAGUAAGGUGGAAAAUUCUGCAGAGAGAUGAUUGUCUGUAAGGUGUCUGUGGAGGGGAGGCGAAGCUGGCUGUGCGUAAGAGAGGGUGGUGCACCAUGGAAUGCUUUUGUUUAAAAGUGCUUCUCUCUGACUCACAACAUGACACACAGAGUGACGCAGAGGCUUUCCGGUAAACAGGAGAAUGUGUUCAUGGUGGUCACGCAUGUAAACACCCACACAAACACACACACAAACACACACACACAAACAGACCUACACAUACACAUGUACACGUACACACCUACAUGUAUACACGUACACACAAAGCUCGCCUACAAGCAAAGGAAAGUUAUCUUCUGAUAACUUACAAACAGGUGAUAUAACAUUUUAAUUUUAUUUAAUUUUACUUAAUACUUAAUAUUUAAUUAAUUUUAUCUUCAUAAUAUCCCUAAUAUUUUAUUUUCUAAAAUAAAAAAACAGACAUAUUGUA
Pangasianodon hypophthalmus (striped catfish) is the source of this 3873-nucleotide messenger RNA. RefSeq names its product ATP-sensitive inward rectifier potassium channel 1-like. The record is from RefSeq and is a predicted model, not a curated record. Bases 283 to 1410 code for a protein of 375 amino acids. Lineage: Eukaryota; Metazoa; Chordata; Actinopteri; Siluriformes; Pangasiidae. Gene Ontology annotation, molecular function: ATP-activated inward rectifier potassium channel activity. The transcript has 2 exons. Gene Ontology annotation, biological process: regulation of monoatomic ion transmembrane transport; potassium ion import across plasma membrane. Gene Ontology annotation, cellular component: plasma membrane.